This is a messenger RNA of Prosopis cineraria, 756 nucleotides long. RefSeq lists its product as uncharacterized. The record is from RefSeq and is a predicted model, not a curated record. The transcript has a single exon. Bases 1 to 756 code for a protein of 251 amino acids. NCBI's taxonomy places the organism in Eukaryota, Viridiplantae, Streptophyta, Magnoliopsida, Fabales, Fabaceae.
AUGGCUGAUGGUUGGACUGAUGUUAAGCAACGUACAUUUAUAAACUUCUUAGUUCAUUCUACAAAAGGUAUAGUGUUUGUGAAGUCUAUUGAUGCUUCAGAGCUAGUCAAAGAUGCCAAGAUAUUAUUUCAGAUGUUUAGUGAAGUGAUAAAGUGGAUUGGCCCUAAAAAUAUUGUUCAUAUGAUGACUGAUAAUGCAGCCAACUAUGUAGCAUGUGGUCGACUGAUUCAUGAGAAAUAUAGGCAUAUUUAUUGGUCACAAUGUGCUACAUAUUGCUUGAAUCUCAUCUUGAAAGACAUUGCAAGUUUGUCUCAUGUGCUAGACCUUGCAUCCAAGGCAUCAAAGAUUAUCAUUUUUGUGUACAAUCAUACUAUCGUUUUGUCAUGGCUUAGAAAAACACAAGGUUGGAGGGAGAUUGUGUGUCUAAGAGCAACUAGAUUUGCUACCACCUUCAUUACUUUACAAAGCAUUCAUAAGCACAAGAAUGACUUGCAAGCUUUGGUGGUUGAUAGACAUUUUGUUAAUCACAAGUUGUCAAAGACAGUAGCAGGACAGAAUUUUGCUAACAUUGUCUUGGACAAUAUAUUUUGGAAUGAGUGUUAUGACAUUGUGGUGCUUGUUAGUCCCCUCAUUCGGUUGCUAAGAAUUGUUGAUGGAAAUGAAAAGCCUUCUCUUGGCUAUGUCUAUGAAGGCAUGAUAAGGGCAAAACAUGAAAUCAAGAGUUUUUGUAACAACAAUCCUCAUAAGUUUUUGUAA